CACCGAGCUCUUCAAAAAUGUCUGCUCGUUCAUGAGCUGGUUGGAAAAACUAGGUUUAGGGUUCGGCAGCGGGGCGGGGGUCUCAUCAAUGGACGCUUUGUCGACGGAGAUCGCUUACGGGCCUGACAACGACGUGCCGGAUGCGGGGCAGCAGUGGGCUCAAUUCGGCGCGGGGUGCUUCUGGGGCGUCGAGCUGGCUUUCCAGAGGGUUCCUGGCGUAACGAAGACAGAGGUCGGAUACAGCCAGGGAAAGUUUCAUAAUCCGACUUACGGGGACGUUUGCACGGGGAAGACCGGCCAUGCGGAGAUCGUUCGCGUGCAGUACGAUCCCAACCAGUGCAGCUAUGAGGAUCUGCUAGACCUCUUCUGGGCUCGCCAUGACCCUACUGCGCUCAAUCGCCAGGGUAAUGAUGUGGGAACUCAGUAUCGUUCAGGGAUAUAUUACUACUCACCAGAGCAGGAGAAAGCUGCAAGAGAGACUUUAGAGAGGCACCAGAUUAGCUUGGGCAGGAAAGUUGUCACAGAGAUCCUUCCAGCAAAGAAAUUCUAUAAAGCUGAGGAAUACCAUCAGCAGUACCUUGAGAAAGGAGGCCGCUCUGGCUCCAAACAAUCUGCUUCAAAAGGUUGUACUGAUCCCAUCCGCUGCUAUGGCUGAUGGUGCGGUAAUAAAUGCUCAUACGGCACCUAUGGCUGAUGGUCCGAUAAUAAAUGCUUAUACGGUACUCAAACAGUUAAUUUCCCGCAUUUGAGAACUUUUGAGUUGUUGCCUUCUACCUUGUUUCACAUGAAAUGCGUUUUACUUCUGGAACUUGCAUUA
Molecule: messenger RNA, 817 nt
Organism: Phalaenopsis equestris
Lineage: Eukaryota; Viridiplantae; Streptophyta; Magnoliopsida; Asparagales; Orchidaceae
Product: peptide methionine sulfoxide reductase A3-like
Exons: 2
Coding region: 32-655 (207 amino acids)
Biological process (GO): cellular response to oxidative stress
Cellular component (GO): cytoplasm
Molecular function (GO): peptide-methionine (S)-S-oxide reductase activity
Source: RefSeq, a predicted model, not a curated record